Molecule: messenger RNA, 1870 nt
Organism: Amborella trichopoda
Lineage: Eukaryota; Viridiplantae; Streptophyta; Magnoliopsida; Amborellales; Amborellaceae
Molecular function (GO): S-adenosylmethionine-dependent methyltransferase activity
Source: RefSeq, a predicted model, not a curated record
CUCUCCCUCACCAUCAGCAACUCUCUCUCUCACUCUCUGACUCUCCCUCACAAUCAGCAACUCUCUCUCUCUUCGAUAUCUCGAACGAACAGUGAAGGACUGGGAAAUGGAUGAGCGCACUAAUAAUUCCGGACUCGAAGAGGCCCUGGAGAUACAAUCUCUCAGGCGAAUCAUUAGCGCAUACCUAAACUAUGCCGCUGCAGCAGAGGAGGAUGUUCACAGAUAUGAAAGAUCCUUUCACAAGCUUCCUCCUUCACAUAAGGCUCUUCUUCCUCACUAUCUUUAUAAAUGUCGAAGGCUACGAUGGUGCAUCUCUGAGAAUGGCUAUGUCAUUUUGAAUAUGCUUCAGGCUUUUGAACCUCCUAUUGACAUGACACGGAAUCUUGAAACUGGUGAAAAUGAACCUCCUGUAAGUAUUUGCACAACCUUGAAUGAAGGCAGCUGUUCUACUGAUGGGGAAAGCACAAGGUUGAAUCAGACAUCACUGAAGAAGGCUAAUAUUGAGGCGUCAUCCAUGGGAAAUUUUCGUGAUUCAGAUACGCGAAUCCAUACUGCAACCUGCAGUUGUAGCAGUGCAUGUGGUGCCUGUGACGAUAAAACUAAGGUUUUUGGCUGUCAGACAUAUGCUUACUCUGUUUCAGAAGCUAAUGGAAAGGGUGAUUGUCCGACAUUUGAUUGGUGGGACCCUUCCUUUCAGCUUAAUGUCCCUCUAGUUGAUGUUGAUAAGGUACGCUGCAUAAUAAGAAACAUAGUCAGAGAUUGGGCACCAGAGGGACAAAGAGAACGCGAUCAGUGCUAUCGACCUAUUCUUGAAGAGCUCGAUCGUUUAUUUCCCACUCGUAGGAAAGACAGGCCUCCUAGUUGCUUGGUACCUGGUGCUGGACUUGGUAGGCUCGCAUUGGAAAUCUCCUGUCUGGGUUUCAUAAGCCAAGGGAAUGAAUUUUCAUACUACAUGAUGAUCUGCUCCAGCUUUAUACUAAACCAUACUCAGAGACAGAGAGAAUGGACAAUUUAUCCAUGGAUCCAUAGCAACUGUAACUCACUGUCUGACAGAGAUCAACUUCGACCUGUUGAGUUCCCAGAUAUACAUCCUGCAAGUGCAGGAAUAACUGAUGGCUUUUCAAUGUGUGGUGGGGAUUUUGUGGAAGUCUAUGGUGAUCAAAGUCAAGAAGGUUCAUGGGACACGGUAGUCACCUGUUUUUUUAUUGAUACAGCACACAAUGUUGUUGAAUACAUUGAAAUCAUAUCUAGAAUCCUCAGAGAUGGAGGAGUGUGGAUAAAUCUGGGUCCCCUACUGUAUCACUUCGCAGAUUCUUAUGGCUCAGAAGAUGAAAUGUCUGUCGAACUCAGUUUAGAAGAUGUGAAAAGAAUUGCCUUCCAAUAUGGGUUUGAAUUGGAGAUAGAAAGGACCAUCGAGACAACUUACACUGCAAACCCUCGGUCCAUGAUGCAAAAUCAUUACUUUGCGGCUUUCUGGACUAUGAGGAAAAAGAUACAGUCUCGGUCACAGUUACACCAAUAGCCUCACGUGUGUCGCAUGGCCCAAGCCAUGGGUUCAAGCAAGAGCUUCCUCCUAGCAAUGCUGGUGGUUCUAUCGUUGCUCAGUGGCUUUGGGGCACGCCGCUUAUUAGACACUCCGCCCUCUGCUGCCCUAACCUUACCCCUUGUGCUGCCUGUACCCUCGACAAUAUCGGCAAUCCCGACAACAAUCCCUUCAAUUCCCACGACAAUUCCGAGUAUUCCAACCAACAUCCCUCCUCUGCCCUCUUUCCCUUCUUUACCCACGACAAUUCCGAAUUUCCCGACGAGCCUUACGCCGUUGCCGUCCCUACCUUUGUUGCCCGUGACAAUCCCGACAACCAUCCCUUCC